AUGCUCUCGUGGUUUGACUCUUCGUCGUCAAGUUUUGGUGAUGACAAUUCAAUCCAAUCCCCUAGCGCCGGCGCAGUAGGGGAAGCCGAAAUUAAGCUGGCACUUCAGCAGCUGCAGACACAAGCCGAGUUCCAAAACCAGGUGUCUCAACUCACCAGUCGGUGUUGGGAUCUCUGUUACACUGGUGCUCCUGGAACAAAACUGGAUGACAAACGCGCGAACUGCCUCAAAAAUUGUGCCGAACGCUACAUAGACGUAUCUGUGUUCCUUCGUAACCGGUUUCAACAAAUGCUUUCAAAGGCUCAGCAACAGUAG
Messenger RNA from Mesocestoides corti, 315 nucleotides. NCBI's taxonomy places the organism in Eukaryota, Metazoa, Platyhelminthes, Cestoda, Cyclophyllidea, Mesocestoididae. The record is from the annotation of a GenBank genome assembly.